AUGACUCAAAGAAAAUAUGCCUUAGAAUUGCUUGAAGAAACAGACUUUCUAAGCUGCAAACCAGUCAAAACUCCUAUGGUUACAUCUAUAAAAUUCAGCAAGGACAUUGGCAAUAAGCUUGAGGAUGCCAGCCAAUUCAAAAAGCUUGUGGGAAAACUUCUAUAUUUAACAAUCACAAGACCGGAUAUUAGCUAUGAAAUCCAACAACUCUCUCAGUUUCUAAACUGCCCUACUUGCAUACACAUGCAAGCAGCACACAUGGUGUUAAGGUAUGUCAAAGCAUCCCCAGGCCAAGGUCUCUUCUUCUCAGCAACCUCCUCAUUGCUGCUCAAAGGCUUUGCUAACUUUGGCUGGGAUGCAUGUCCAGACAUUAGGCAUUCUGUUACAGGGUUCUGCAUGUUCCUUGGUACCUCAUUGGUCUCCUGGAAAUCCAAGAAACAAGUUACCAUCUCUAGAAGCUCCUCCGAGGCGGAAUAUAGGGCUUUGGCCACAGCAGCAUGUGAGAUACAGUGGCUCUUCUAUCUACUACAAGACCCGGGUAUAACCGGGAGCCCUCCGGCAAUGUUAUAUUGUGAUAGAAAAUCAACCAUUGCUAUAGCUGAGAAUCCGGUCUUCCACAAAAGAACGAAGCACAUCGAAAUCGACUGCCACCUUGUGAGGGAAAAACUGAAAAAGGGAGUCCUGAAACUUCUUCAUGUCUCUACCAUUAAUCAACUGGAAGAUGUGUUUACAAAACCUCACUCUCCUAACUCCUUCUAUGAGUUAAUCUCCAAGCUUGAUCUUCAUUGCAUGUAUACUCCAGCUUGCGGGGGGUGUCAACGGAUACACAGGCGAAGAUAG
Molecule: messenger RNA, 840 nt
Organism: Ipomoea nil (Japanese morning glory)
Lineage: Eukaryota; Viridiplantae; Streptophyta; Magnoliopsida; Solanales; Convolvulaceae
Exons: 1
Coding region: 1-840 (279 amino acids)
Source: RefSeq, a predicted model, not a curated record